AUGCAACUCGCAUUCUAUCCACCACCCUUCGCUUCCCCGUCUGUGCCGUUCCCAUAUCCGGAUACAGUGUCUCGAUCUGGCUCCGCAGCACCACCUGAUGAUGAGCGGACGAAAUUGCUUGAGAAAGUCUCGAGUGUCCUGCCUGAUAUUAAUCGCUUGCUGCACUACUAUCAGGAAAGUCAAGGGCUUCUAUCCGAGAAAGACCUUCUCGUUAAGCAAGCUGAGUCACAACAUAACGAAGAGGUCACCAAGCUGAGAAUUGAACUGAGCGCCUCCAAAGAAGAGUACGAACGCAUUAUAGGGGAGCAGGCUCGUGAAAAUGUGAAGCUGAAGAGCGAGAUCGUCGAACAGACCGAGAAGAUCUUGCUCCUUGAGGGAAAAUCUCAGGAGUUGGCUGAAGCAAACGAGGAGGUUGCCAAUUUGAAGCUGAAAUGCGAGUCUUUGGAGAGUGAGGUCGAGAACAGCCGUUCUAUGAAUGAGCAGCUGACUGCAGAGAAAGAUGACCUGGAGAACCAACUCCAAGCUGUCAAGGACCAAUUUAAUGACGAACGGGCACAGUAUGAACGGUCACAAACGGACUUGAUACGAGCUCAUGAAAAACAAAUGGCGGAAAGAGAAGAUGUUCAUGCCAAGUUAGUGAGUGAACACAGGGCUGGCCUUUCAAAGCUUCAGCUUGAUUUGGCAGGAAUGAUAACGAAGCAUUCGCAACAGAGGAAAGAUCUAGAUUCCGCUCGAGCAAUCAUCUCCGAGCAUGAACAGUCCUUGGCGGCCAGAGCCAAAGAGCUUGCUGAUUCCGAGCGAUCUCACAAGAGUGAAUUGGAGGCGAGGAAUCAGGUUGUAGAGGAGAUGGCAGAGCAACACAAGCAGGCGAUAGCGGUUCUGUCGCAGAAGUUGACUCAAUCCAUCGGAAGGCAGAAAGACGAACUGACGGCGUUGCGGGAAGGACACCAAAAAGAGAUUGGACAAUUACGAAAAGCAGCGGAAGGACGAUUAUCAGAGACGAUCACCAGGCACAAGCAACGUGAGGUCCAGCUCCAAGGUGAGCUGGAUGCCCUUCGGUCUGCGCUCGAAGAGCUUAAGGAGGACGUCGAAGAGCACCGUGAUGCCAAUGACAGCUUAAGGACCGAACUGGCGACGGUACAGAAGGCUCACCAAGCGCUCCAAACCACGCAUGAGAUGACCAGCAAGCAUCAUGCUGAAUUGGAGGAAACUAUGGUGUGUCUGAGAGAUAAACAGGCUCAAUGGCAACGAGAAAGUGAGCGAAUGGAGCGCAUUAUACGAAGCCUUGGGCAGAUCCGCGCCAGCAAAGGGAAGGGGGACGAGUUCUUUGUAAGUGCUUUCAACGAGCUAGCAUUGUCGGUGGAGGAAAUUUCGAAGCAACUCGUCCAUGAUCAGCCAUAUCCAGAUCAUGCUCUGGUGCAAAUGGCUCAACUCAGUGGUCUUCCUGAUAUAACAGGCAUGACGGCGGCAGCUCGGGGUCUUCGUUCCCUUCUCGUCCAGAACCAGAUAUUCCGAGUGCUGCAGCAGAGGAUCUUUCAGCCAUUCUUGUUCACAUCAUUACACGAGCAGUGUGACAGGUGCAACUUGGAGACGUGCCUGUCUAGGGUAUCGACGAUGAUUAGUGUGAAGAGUGUCCACCGAGAAGCAAUAUGGAGAGCAAUUGCUAUGCGGUCACUCUAUACCAGCCCCUAUGGGCGCAAGGCCGCGAGCACAAUCGCCACGUCUGUCAGCAAGGAGAUUGUCGACAAGCUACAAUCCAUGACACUGGCCAAGCGUCUUCCAGUGUUAACGACAGCCGUCCGGUCAAUUGCCAAGGCAGCAGUUGAGCUCUGGCGGCAAGUUCGGAUAGAAUGGGCGGCUAUCCUUUCUAGCAUGCCUCCUAUGCUCAAGAUGGAGGGAACAUCGAGCUCAACUGAUGCCAUGCUCUGGAUCCGACCGCAUAUCUUCCGGGAAGGACUUAGGAGUGUCGACGACGACGUCCCGGACGCCGGUUCACCGAAGAGAUUGCCGACAGCACGCUGCACCUACCUUCAGGGGAUUGCACUGUGUCAUGACUCGCCAAUAGUCCUUGCAAGGCGUCAGGAAGUGAUGGCAGGCGACGGAGGACGGGGGUGA
Messenger RNA from Cladophialophora psammophila CBS 110553, 2115 nucleotides. RefSeq lists its product as uncharacterized. Lineage: Eukaryota; Fungi; Ascomycota; Eurotiomycetes; Chaetothyriales; Herpotrichiellaceae. The record is from RefSeq and is a predicted model, not a curated record. The transcript has 2 exons. The coding region runs from base 1 to 2115 and encodes 704 amino acids.